UCUCCCUGACGUGUCUCUUUCUCCAGGAGCAGUUCAUCGAGCUGUGUAAGACUCUGUAUAACAUGUUCAGUGAGGAGCGAGAGGAGCAGCAGCUGUACCACUCCAUCGCCACCGUGGCCAGCCUGCUGCUGCGCAUCGGAGAGGUCGGCAAGAAGUUCAGCAACGGGGGGGGCAGGAAGUCGGAGGCCGCUCAAGUCCCGCCCACCGCAUCCCAGUUGCCACCCAUCAUGUCUCAGGCUGCGCCCACCAACACGCAGUCUCCACUCCCUAUCGCCCCCCAGGCCCUGCCCCCUGCCUACCCUCAGGCCCCGCCCCCUGUCGACCCCCAAGCCCCGCCCCCUGACGCACUGUGCCGGGCCUUGGCUGAGGCCCAGCUGGAGCCGGCGCCCGCGGCGGCGUCAGACGAGGAGGCGCGAGACGACGGGUCGGUGUCGUCCUACUCGGUGGUGAGCGCGGGCUCGCUGGGGUGCGAGGACAUCGCCGACGACACGGUGCUGGUGGGUGGCGGCCAGCAGAGGCACGGAAGCGUGCUGGAUUCCGAUUGGUCGAUCAGCUUCGAGCAGGUGCUGGCCUCGCUGCUGACGGAGCCGCCGCUCGUCGACUACUUCGAGAAAAAGACAGACGUACGAGACAAGAUGGCCGCUUGCGAGGCCAAGAGGGCGGUGCAGCGGCAGAUAAGCUCCGCCUCCGAACAAGAAAUCACCCAGCAUUCAAUCUGAGUCACAUGUCUGUCUGCCUGUUCUGUGUGUUUCUCU
Etheostoma cragini (Arkansas darter) is the source of this 755-nucleotide messenger RNA. RefSeq names its product TBC1 domain family member 9B-like. Bases 63 to 719 code for a protein of 218 amino acids. The transcript is spliced from 2 exons. NCBI's taxonomy places the organism in Eukaryota, Metazoa, Chordata, Actinopteri, Perciformes, Percidae. The record is from RefSeq and is a predicted model, not a curated record.